AUGUAGCUAACCAGUUUCUCCAGUUGAUCCAGUUUGAUACAUAGUGAUUUUAAACGAAAACCAACAGCCACCGGAGCCAUGUCGCCUCAAGCUGUGGUUAAAGGAUGCAAACUGAUCGCUGUGCUGCUUCUCUGGUUCGGUCCCGCUGCUGGAGACAAAUACACAGGUCAAACUCAUGAAGCAGAGCACCAGCAGCAUGCCACACACAGCACCCAUGAUUUGGAUGAGGUGGUGCUAGUGAUCCAGAGUCAGAAGAACUCCUACCAUGCCCGCCGAGGUGAACAGAGGAAAAGGGAGAUUCUGCAGCAGGCACCUGAACUUGGACAGCGAGUCCCAGUUGUGCUUCUUCUUCAUGAGCUGUCAGGGUAUGAAGGAGAUUGGAGCAUCCUGCCUGUGCUUCCUCUCCUCUCUGCCUCUUACAGCCAAUCAGCAUCCUGGUUUAUCUUCAUCGAGGAGGAAACUAGAGUCACUCUGGCUGUUCUGCUGCAGGUCCUCCACAGAUAUGAUGCCAGUGAGGAAUGGUUUUUGGGUAAGCAUCUCAAUGACAACGAGGCCUCCAUCAUCCACCACUACGCCUUCUCUGAAGACCCCAGCUCCUUUGGUUAUCCGGACCCUGCAGCAGGCUGGGCUCUCAGCAUACCGCUGCUCCAGAAACUCGCUGAGCGGAUCAAGCACGAGCAUCUGAAGUCAGAUUUCACUAUCGACUUGAAACAUGAGAUUGCUUUGUAUAUUUGGCAGGAAGGAAAUGGUCCAAAGCUGACAGCAGUUCCAGAGUUUUGUACAGAGCUGAGAGACGACUGUGCUACCACAUUUACAACCUACAUGCCUAACUGUGGAGAUCCAGUGCCAAAGGAAAACAUAUUUGUUGCUGUGAAAACCUGCCAAAAAUUCCACUCUGAGCGAGUGCCUGUAGUGAAAGCAACCUGGGAGACUGAUGCUGAGUUUCUGGAGUAUUACAGUGAUGUCAGUGAUGCCUCCAUACCUACCAUCAGUCUGGGAGUGCCUAAUACUGAGAGAGGACACUGUGGGAAGACGUUUGCCAUCUUGAAGCGGUUCCUGAGUAAAGCUGUGCCGAAGGCUGACUGGCUACUCAUUGUUGAUGACGAUACACUCAUCAGUUUACCCAGGUUGCAGCGACUGUUGCGUUGCUACGACCCAAAGGAAGCGAUGAGCCUGGGUGAGAGAUAUGGCUACGGUUUGGUUCACAGUGGAUACAGCUACACCACAGGAGGAGGAGGGAUGGUGCUUAGUAGGGUGGCGGUGUCCAGGUUGCUCUCCAGUGGUUGUGGCUGCUACAGCGAUGAUGCCCCUGACGACAUGGUGCUCGGCAGGUGCUUCACUUCUCUGGGAGUUCCCAUCACACACAGCCCACUGUUCCACCAGGCCCGGCCAGAUGACUACUCAGAGACACUGCUCUCCUUGCAGCAGGCCAUCUCUUUCCACAAGCACUGGAACAUAGAUCCUGUGGCUGUCUACAAACACUGGCUGUUGGACACACACCUGCGGGAUGAACUGUAGUAACAGUGUGUGUGUGUGUGAGUGUGUGGGUAUGUAGUAUGCAUAGUUUACAUUCUGUAUUGAAGACGGAAUCCAAAUUUGCACAACAGCGUUGAGCUAAAGAUGAGACAAUUAGCAGCAACCACUACAGUGACUGUAAUAACUAAAAAAUAUUGCUGUCAAAUGUGGCCUGAAACAUUCCUACAAGCCUUAAUAUUUCUUUUUUUAUAAAGGUUAAUAUCAACAUUCAAUCAAAUCACUGCAUGUAAGAUGAAUCAUUACCCAAAUCUGUACUCCUAUAGAGGUUGUACUGCACACAGGCUACUGCACAUUAACUGUAUGGUUGUUAAAAUCAGUUAAAAAAGCACCAGACAGCCUUGACCAGUGGAAAAUACUGUUUCACUGCCUCCACCAAAUGUGUACUUCAGGUAUUCAAGUAUUGUUAUGUUAGCCAUAACAGCUGCCAUCAGUAUGAGGAUGUGUCUAUCAGCUUGAUUUGAUGUUUUGCUUCCCAUUGGGGAAAAAAGAACAAAUUUAACAAAAUGGAAGUAUACAUUUUCAAAAUUGGCAUUGUUAACAUGACAUUCUGUUCAGUCAUACACUGAAGUAUUUAGGCUAAGUAAAAGUCUGUCCUGAUGGUGAUGCUACAUGAAGAGUCAAUAUUUCUAUAAAGAUUUAAGUUUAGCAAUUUAGCAGUUUGCGGGUGCUCUUUUGUUCUUUUGUGUAGUUUUUUUGUUACUGCACCUGCAAAAAUAUAUGGAUGGAUAUAUGGAUUUGUUCAUCCCCUGGGGACCAUGAAUGUCUGUCAUAAUAAUGAUAGCAAUCAUUAUUGGGCCGAGAGGUUAAGUUAAGGGACUCCAAAGUUGGAGGACUUUCUAGCAAAUUAUUAUCUAGCACAACAUUAAUUAUUAAUUAGUAAUGUAUUAAUUAAGUCACGCUGGUUGCUGCUUGUUUUGUGUGUGAAUGUGAAUAUUACUGCUGUCACUUUACCCCCCCCCCCCCCCAAACUAAAUUUGAAUAAAACCAUGAAUCAAAAUGUUUAAUUUAUUCAGAAAGAUUUUGUCAAUUUAUUUGUAAUUAUGUUUAUAUAUUUAUCAUUUGGAUAUUUAAGUGUUACAGAGGGAAAGGCUAAGUCUUUCUGAGGUUGAGAACCUUGUUUGCAAGAGAGACUCAGCAAAGAUGCAACAAUACUAAGAUGACUAAAAUCAUAGGGCUAAAAUACACUAAGAGCAUUUAACAAAGCAGCCAUUUACCACAUUCACCAUCAGGAAUUAGAUGAGGAAAUUGAUAUCAGUCUUGUGGCUGUACAUGAAAUACAAAGCUACAGCCAGGAUGAGCUUGGCUAAAUGUAAAACUAGAAACAGGUAAAAGCAGUUGGCCUCACUCUGUCCAGAGUUUAAAAACCUGCCUACUAGCACCUCUGAAGUCCACUGAUUAACAGGUUAUAUCUGCUAAAUUAAAAGCUGCUGGGUCUUAUUUCAUAUUGAAUGGACAAAUGUGACUGUGGUAACCCUAACCCUAACCUUAACCCUAAC
Molecule: messenger RNA, 3032 nt
Organism: Scomber japonicus (chub mackerel)
Lineage: Eukaryota; Metazoa; Chordata; Actinopteri; Scombriformes; Scombridae
Gene: b3glctb
Product: beta 3-glucosyltransferase b
Exons: 15
Coding region: 79-1518 (479 amino acids)
Cellular component (GO): membrane
Molecular function (GO): acetylglucosaminyltransferase activity
Source: RefSeq, a predicted model, not a curated record